UCCGCCCGCUUAAUCGGACCCACCUCUUCGCCAAAUUCAUAGGAUAAACAGAGUUGAACAACGAGUGGUAUGUGCAUUUUUUUUUGGAGGCAAGGCCGGUUGUGUGACUGAAAGAACUGUGGGUUGAGCUGCAAGCUUGUGUGUGUCUGAUAUAAGAAUCAAGGUCACAUGGUUUCGCCACAGAAAGAUGUAACGGAUGAAGUUGCAUCUGAUAAUACACCAAAGAAGGAGAAUGAUGUAAAGGAUGAAGUUGCAUCUGAUAAUACACCGAAGAAGGAGAGUGAUGUAAAGGAUGAAGUUGCAUCUGAUAAUACACCGAAGAAGGAGAAUAUUGAUACUGCAAUCCAUGGGUCGCCACAUCAAACCCCUACUAAUGGGGUCUGUCCAUUGAAAUUAGAUGAUAAAGGAAGCGCUUUUUCUAAAAUACCUAAUACAGCAUUGCAGGCGCCUGAUGGUGGUAUUACUGCAUUGCAAUCCAAUCAAGAAGGCAGUGUUUCCUCAUUAACAUCUGAGAAAGCAUUGCUGACACCUGAGACUGGUUCCGUUGUCUUGCAACAUGGUCAUGAAGGAACCACUUCAUCUAGAGUGCGUGAGAAACCAUUAGAGGAUGGUUAUAACUGGAGAAAGUAUGGGCAGAAACUUGUUAGGGGAAAUAUAUAUGUCCGAAGUUACUACAGAUGUACCCAUCCUAAAUGUCCUGUGAAGAGGCAAGUAGAACGCUCCCAAAAUGGGCAGAUAACAGAUACAGUUUACUUUGGUCAGCAUGAUCAUCCUAAACCUCAACUUAAUGUCCCUAUAGCUGUUGGCUUUGCUGUGUCCGUUGGUGAAGAGAAAGCAGAACAGCGCUUGUUAACCAGUGUUGAAGAUAAACCAUUGGAGGCACAUGGCAACUCACCCAACAAAACUGAGCCAGUUGAUCUCCUUCAGCUUUCAAAUAUUGCAGAGAAUGAAGCUGUGCAGGGUGUGCUCUCUUUAUCUAAUAGAACGAGAGAUGGUGAUCCAGACCCAAAAAGACAGAAGAAGGAAAAACAUUAUGGAAACUCCACUCCGGUGGAUAAGCCAACUGGUGAACUGCGUGUUGUUCAGACUAUGAGUGAGGUUGAUAUUGUCAAUGAUGGGUACAGAUGGCGCAAAUAUGGGCAAAAAUUAGUAAAAGGCAAUCCAAAUCCCAGGAGUUACUAUAGAUGCUCAAAUCCUGGAUGUCCUGUAAAGAAACAUGUAGAGAGGGCGAUUAAUGAUUCAAAAGUGGUUAUAGCCACGUAUGAGGGGCAACAUGACCAUGAUGUUCCCCCCUCAAGGACUGUCACUUUUAAUGGUACGGCAUCAAAUGUGUUGCCAGCAGUCCACAUUGGUGACUCUGGAACCAAAAUAGAAGGGCAUGCUAUCAGCCAUGUUGCAUCUACUAGCCCAAAACAUGAAAGUAAACCAAUCGAACAACCUGAUUCUGAGUCAAGAACUAAAUCACGAAGGAUUGAUGCUGCUGCCUCUGAAAUGGUCGAUGAUACUGAUAUGGGACCUGAAAGAAAGUUAAAUGAGCAAUUGAUUGGUAAAGCAUGUGUCCAAGAAGAAGGUGAUCCCCCUGAAACUAUUGUUUGUAGGGCAAUUAAACUGCAGAAUGGCGAGUCAGGAAGUAUUCCAUCAAAGCAAGAAAUUCGAAAGCCAAAAACAGAACCUGUUCAUGGUUAACUUGCCAUGCUCCGUCGAGAUUCAUCUAGACUCUAAAUAAUACAUUCAAGUACCGGGACACUUCUGCAUCUUGGGGUUUAUCUUAUUCUUUCUUCCUCUAUUUUCCUUUUGGGUGAGAAUGACCUUUAGGCAGGUACUCUUAGCUGGAGGGUAGGACGGUAGGAGCUUGAUGGAAUGACAUUAAUGUUUGACAGUGUCAUAAAUUGUGUUAUUUAUCUGGAUCAAAUAUUCUCAGAGAUGUAGGUCAUUAGACUGGGGACUCAGGAGUGCCUAAAUAGAUAGCUAUGGUUGUUAGUGUAGUAGUAUUCUGUAAACUGUUUGGCUCGAAAUUCUGUAAGGCUUUGUGAAGAUAAAUGUAUGCCAAAUAUUAAGUCGUAUGCAGAUUAGUUGAGAUUGUUACCA
Fragaria vesca subsp. vesca is the source of this 2088-nucleotide messenger RNA. Its product is annotated as WRKY transcription factor 1-like. Lineage: Eukaryota; Viridiplantae; Streptophyta; Magnoliopsida; Rosales; Rosaceae. The coding region runs from base 169 to 1686 and encodes 505 amino acids. Gene Ontology annotation, biological process: regulation of DNA-templated transcription. Gene Ontology annotation, molecular function: DNA-binding transcription factor activity; sequence-specific DNA binding. The record is from RefSeq and is a predicted model, not a curated record. The transcript has 5 exons.